This is a messenger RNA of Biomphalaria glabrata, 2521 nucleotides long. RefSeq lists its product as uncharacterized. Bases 476 to 2515 code for a protein of 679 amino acids. The transcript is spliced from 17 exons. Lineage: Eukaryota; Metazoa; Mollusca; Gastropoda; Planorbidae. The record is from RefSeq and is a predicted model, not a curated record. Gene Ontology annotation, biological process: cGMP biosynthetic process; receptor guanylyl cyclase signaling pathway; intracellular signal transduction. Gene Ontology annotation, molecular function: guanylate cyclase activity; peptide receptor activity.
UCCCUGACUGAUGCACGGAAGCAGUAUUAUUGUUCUGUUUUCCAUGAGCAUCAGUGAUAACUUAGUUGACUAACAAGAUUUGAGUGUUACAGUCCUUGGGGCAGGCGUGUCGUGCUGGAGUUGAAUCCUACUUAACUAAACGACUUUCUCAAUGUGUUCCAACUGUCGGUGUUAGUCGACUUUCUUUAUGUGUGUACAGUAUUUGUUUCCAGUGUUUCUUUACCUGUCUCGGCAAACAAGUUGUUUGGACAAUCGCCAGAAGAGACAAUGCUGUUCUACAAGGAUAUAUAAGAAGCAGGAUUAUGUUUUACUUCAAACUAGAUACAUCUAACGGGUGGUACUUAGUCUCAGUCUAAAACCCAGAAAAUUUGGAUACUCUAUUUGGAUUCUUAAAAAGCCUCACGGAGUUUUGGCUUUACAAAGAGAGACACGUAGUCACGACGUUACAACGAAUAUUAUCAGCCCGGCAAGUCAAAUGGUUUCCCCCUGGACUAAAGAUAACCGCCAUUAUGGAGUAUAUCACAAGGCACUGCCCAAUAUCAAAGGAGACAAUUUGCUGGACACAGACUUGGACCUCAACAACGGAGAUGUCUAUUCCACCCAGGUGGUCGAAGCUCCUGAAAAGGGAUGCUGCUAUGCCGACCCCAUCUCUAACAGAGGCAGGUUUAUUCAGAUGUUCCGGGCCAUUGGAUUGAUGCUCAUACCUCUGAUAGCCCUGGUCAGUCUCGCAUGUUACUGGAUGGUCACCAACGUCAUUGUGAUGAGUGAUUUAGAAAAUGAUAAAGUGAUGGUCAACAAAGGUCAAGCUGUAGGCAAUAUCGCAUACGCCCUUCAGCUCGAGAGGGCGAGUGUUGUGUACGCCCUCGAAGAAAGGAACAUGAGUUUACUGGCCGAACAGUAUGCUUUCACGAACAGAGCAAUACGAGAAUCAGCGUCCUUCCCUACCAUAUGUUGCCAGGACCACGAGCUGUUCAUCCGUCAGCUGGAGGAGCACAGGAGUCAGAUCAACGUGAAUGCUUCCCACAGAACACAUGACGAAGUCGGUUAUUACAGCGGUUUCACCAACUGUUUUCUGAAAGUGCUGAUGGGUCUGGCCAAAGACAUGAACCAUGGCAGCGUCUGGCAAGAUUAUGUAACCUACAAAAUGCUCCUCAAGGCACAGGAGAGUGUCGGUGUUCUCCUGUCUAUUGGAAUCACUUUCUUUGAGAACGGAAACCUAACUUUGGAAGACUAUAACUUACUCAGAGAUGAAGACGUCACUGCGCAUGAAUACAUUGAGAUCGCCAUUUUGUUCUCUCCUUACGCUGAAGAAAUGUACACCGAGUUUAACGUGACCAAUGCUGAGGCCUGCCAAAACUUGAAAGAAUACCGGGCCGCCUGGACGGUAAACCAUUACCCCAACGCGAGUGCAGAAAAAGGUCGCAAGUUUCACAAAAGUGUGAUGGAAUACUUCAACCUGAUUGCACGAAUCAACAGAGCACUCAGUAAGAAGGUACUGACCAAAGUGGACGUCGAGAUCACUACGUCCAUCAACAUGAUGGUGGUAGCCUGCAUGGUCUUCAUCUGCGUACUUAUCAUGACCCCCAUUUUGGUCAAACUCAUGCAUACCUUGACCAUGUCCAUACAGAACUACGCCAUUGAAGCUUCCCAUAAAUCUCAUCAGUUGAACAUUGAGAAGCAGCGCUCUGACAGUCUGCUGUAUCAGAUGUUACCCAAGUCAGUCGCACAACAGCUCAAGAUGCACAAAACUGUCAAUGCGGAAUACUACGAAAUGGUAACCCUGUUUUUCAGUGAUAUAGUCGGUUUCACGAGAUUAUCGGCUGCAAGUACCCCACUCCAGGUUGUAGUGUUACUGAACAAAUUGUAUCAAGUAUUCGAUGAUAUUCUGGACCAUUAUGAUGUGUAUAAAGUGGAGACCAUUGGAGACGCCUACAUGGUGGUCAGUGGCUUGCCCAACAGAAAUGGCAACAACCACUGCGCUGAGAUCUCUCUGAUGGCCAUAGAACUCCUCAGGACAACCGUAGACUUUACCAUUCCUCACAUGCCGCAUAGGACAAUACAGCUAAGAAUUGGUUGCCAUUGUGGUUCUGCGGUGGCCGGUGUCGUUGGAAACAAGAUGCCAAGAUACUGCCUGUUUGGUGACACGGUCAAUACAGCAAGCCGCAUGGAGUCCCACGGCGAGCCUAACAAGAUCCACAUCAGUGAUGCCAUGAACAAUUUGUUAAUGAAAAUCACAGGAUUUAUUACUGAAAAAAGAGGUGUCGUUGAAAUUAAGGGCAAAGGUUACAUGGAGACGUAUUGGUUACAUGCUACCGAGAGACCCCUUAGAACAUUAGCCAGCAACGGUAUCAUUCUUCCAGACGUGACGAAGAACCACCACCACAACACAAGCAGGCAGAAGAGCUCCAGCAAGGUAAUCUACUCUGUUCCCACGGUCAUAUCAGAACACUCAGCUUGGAACGAAGAGGAGCACCAGCAGCCAUUGGAGGCUGACCACACUACACCACUCAGUUGAAUCUAA